CUUGAAUGUCUAAGAUUUCCAAAGCAUUGGAGAAAAAGAGUGACUAUCUUCAAUAUGGGACUUGGCUUCCUUUGAAAGGUAUGAGAAAUCCAAAAGAAUUCCUUCGGCAACUGGUCUGUCCUGUGGACCGACGUCUCAAAGCUCAUUCCUCAGCGCUGAGACACAAAAUGACUUCACUGUCUACUGCUUUGCCAUCAAACCAACAGAAAAACACAACUUUUGCCAAGAAAGUCACAGUGGACAAGACAAAGGAAGGACAAAGUGUAGAUCUAGUCGAACUUUCUCUUGAUUGUGGUUCAAAGGCAGCUUUUCUAACGUACGGAGCAAGGAUAGUGUCUCUUUGUGGAGCCGAUGGUCACAACGUCACUCUGUCGUUGGAUACUUUGGCAGCAUAUGAAAGCGAUAAAUCAUAUCAGGGAGCUUCUAUUGGUAGAGUUUGCAAUCGCAUCAAAGAUGGACAGUUAACAAUAGGAAAGAAGACAUAUCAGCUCUCACAAAAUGAAGGCACUACGUGUACGCACGGGGGUUUGAAUGGUUUCGAUAAACAUGUUUGGAAGAUUGAAAGCUUAGGCGAGGAAACGCACAAGGCUUACGUAUUGAUGAGUACUUUCAGUCCAAACGGAGACCAGGGUUUCCCAGGUGACGUAAAGGCAACAGUGAAAUAUGAACUCGAGUGGGUCGCAGACAUUGCUUGUACCGUUUUAAAUAUUACUUACGGAGUAGAAUCACAAGCUGACUUUCCUACCGUAGUUAACCUGACGAAUCAUGUUUAUUGGAACUUGAGUGGGAAACAAAACCAAGGAGAGAAUAUUUGGUCGCAUACACUUCGACUGGGAACAAAAGAAUAUUUAGAAACUGACGCAAAACUGUUACCGACGGGAAGAAUCUUACAAGCGGAACCUCAAUCCUAUUUGGACUUCACCGAAGAAAGGCUACUAAAGGGACCUCCGAAAGAAGAGACUGGAAUUAGAAAUGGUUAUGAUCACUUCUUCGUCUUCGAUAAGACUGGAACAAAAACAAUUAUGAACUGGAUGAGUACUGUUCGUCAUGCAGAGUCCAAAAGAACUCUCCAACUCUAUAGUGAUCAACCAGGUGUACAAUUUUACACCGGUACCUUCCUUCAAGCUUCAACAAUGUUUCCGUUUCAUCAAUAUCAAGGUUUCUGUUUAGAACCAAGCGGCUUUAUCGAUGCAGUUCAUCAUUCGAACUUUCCUAGUAUUCUACUAAAUCCAAAGGAAACUAAAACUCAGAAAAUACAGUUCCAGCUUUUCUGUAACUCUUAGUAACUGAUGAACCAUUCAGGGAAUCUUCCAAAAUCGAUUCUGGAGUACAAUCUAUAAAGCCUUUUUGUUCUUGCCAAUAUUUAGCAAUUCUU
Molecule: messenger RNA, 1375 nt
Organism: Galdieria sulphuraria
Lineage: Eukaryota; Rhodophyta; Bangiophyceae; Galdieriales; Galdieriaceae
Product: aldose 1-epimerase
Exons: 1
Coding region: 6-1283 (425 amino acids)
Biological process (GO): beta-D-galactose catabolic process via UDP-galactose, Leloir pathway; glucose metabolic process
Molecular function (GO): aldose 1-epimerase activity; carbohydrate binding
Source: RefSeq, a predicted model, not a curated record